Daldinia loculata is the source of this 1380-nucleotide messenger RNA. Its product is annotated as marvel domain-containing protein. Bases 661 to 1134 code for a protein of 157 amino acids. Gene Ontology annotation, cellular component: membrane. NCBI's taxonomy places the organism in Eukaryota, Fungi, Ascomycota, Sordariomycetes, Xylariales, Hypoxylaceae. The record is from RefSeq and is a predicted model, not a curated record. The transcript is spliced from 3 exons.
CAAACACAUUAAGUUGGCACUUUUUGUCUACAUAUUCUCUUUGUAAAAGUCAGUUCCAAACUUAGGAUAACAAUGCCGAAUGAGAAUGACAUGGGAGUUUACCAGUCUACUAAUUAAACCCAGCCUCAAAGUCUACGUCUUAUUCGCCGCUUAGGACAAAUACGACUGGUUCAGUCCACGUCACGUCAUCCACUUGAGCUUUCAGAACUUGAGAUCCAUGUCACUUACAUGAUGGCACUUACACAGUGGCCAAGGUAUAUACCACUUAGAUCACUUGCACUAUUUGUUCCGUAGCAUAGUUCCAAGUUUCCGCUGCGAAUCGCGCACACUUUGGACGAAUCGUCAUCGCAUCUUGGAUGUGCCGUAACCAGCUUUCCCCGUCAUGCCACGCCAUGCCACAUGUAAGUCCCUGUUCAUGCUAGACUAUGAAUGGCCAUGAUACUUCAUACAUAUAAACCUCGCCUGCCUUAAAAGCUCUGCUUCUUGUAAUCAAACAUACCCAACAAUCUAGCUUCACUUCCAUAAUCCCAUAAUCGCAUAGUCCCAUACUAUCUAGAAGAACAACAUUUAUCCUUUGUAUAUAACAAAGGUUCGAAUACUAGCUACUACUAUUUCUACUAACACUCCUCUUACAUCACCAACCCCAUAAACACGGUCCUAAUGGCGUACGGGUUUGUCCCCAUCGUCCACAUCGUGGCAGCCGUCUUCGCCAUCAUCGAACUUGGCUUAACAGCAUAUUUGGCCAGUCGGUACGAUAGCUGGUUUGGCUUUGGCGGCUACUCACCAUCGCGCGUCAAUUUCAUGAUAUUCAACUCGGUAUGGACGUUAUUAGUACUGAUCUACGUGGGCGUGACGCCGCUAUACCUGACGAGCGUUUUCCACCGGUUGGCAGCCCUCGCCCUUAAUGCCAUCACCACUAUCUUUUGGUUCGCCGGCUCAAUCGCACUCGCCGUCUUCGUCGGCGGGCCCUACAAAUGUGGAUCGGACUCGUUUUGUGGUUCCGCCGAGGCCGCCGUUGCUUUUGGCUUCUUCCUUUGGGCUCUCUUCACCUUUCUUACCGUCAUCGAUGCCAUCGACUCUCUACGGAGCCGUGGUCACAACGUCAGCAAGCCGCACGCGCAGCCUGGCGCAUAAUUACCCUGGCUACUACGAUUUUGAAUUCACUUUAUGGUUAGGUAUAUAUGAAUGGAUCUCGCUUUUCCAUCAGUAAUAUGACACUGUUUUACCCGCCUCGCGCAUCUGGAAUAAGGAUGUAAACUCGGGUAUUUGGGAGGCGUUUCGUUGGUGUGGGGAUUGUGUUAAGGAAACGAUUAUGAUAAUAUACCCUUUUUAAAUAUAACUACCACUAAUAAACACGGUUCUUACCAAACAUGGACUUCA